Molecule: messenger RNA, 1212 nt
Organism: Dentiscutata heterogama
Lineage: Eukaryota; Fungi; Glomeromycota; Glomeromycetes; Diversisporales; Gigasporaceae
Source: the annotation of a GenBank genome assembly
ACUAACGAAAAGGUUCCUAAGAGGCAAUUUAUAUUUGGAGCGCCAACAAUUGAUUGGAGCAAAUAUCAUACCACUCCUUCAAAGUAUAAAGCACGUAUAGAUCAAGAGAAAAUGAAAAAUUCCAAGGUUAACUCCAAUUCUUUCUUGGAUCGGGUAAACACACCACCCUCAAGUGAUAAUUCACGACCUGGCUCACCAGAUAUUGUUGAAUUUGUGCACAAGAAAGCUCAAGAACUUGGUUUCAAAGUCCCCUCAAACGCAAUAAAAUCAACGCGUUCUAAGAAAAAAAGGAUUAAUCUAAAUAGCGAUGAUGAAAGCACAUUCACAAUCCCGUCGAGAACGUAUAUAAAUGCGCAAAGGUCAACACCGUCGAAAUCAAAAAAGAAAGAAAUGUCAACUCGGACCGCACCGACUAAAGCACGGAGUUUAAUUUCUAAUUGUUCUACAAGACAAGUUACGAUUACCAAAAACACAAAUUAUUCAAGUAAUCAGAUUAAUUCCAUACAUACGAAUCGGAAGAAUAAUUUAGAAAAGUCAAAUGAGGAGCAGAACUCCGAAGCAGGUAAAAAAUAUCUUUGGAACUAUGACGAGUGCGAUAAGUGUCAACGGCAUUUUAUUGCAAAUCAAUCAUAUUUGAAUUUAUUCAUAAAUUCAGGUAGCCAGCCGGGUACAAAAAUAUUUUGCAAAAAAUUGGCAAAAUAUGGAAUACCUGUUCCUGGACGGAUACCUAGUGUUUCAUCUGCGAAAUCUUCGUCAAAAAAUAUUUUAUCAAAGGAUAAAAAAUCGGGUAGAAUAUCCAAGUCAGAUUCAUCUAAGCUUCCUCCAGAAAAACGACCUCGACGACCACGUGUAUCCGGAAUAGCAUAUAUGGAAGCACGACCUCCACCUACUUUAUAUAUGCCCGAUGAUGAUGAUGAGACUAUCAUAAAGGAAGUAAUGCUGUCAAUGGACAAAUUAGGCAAUGAACCCAAGUGUGAUGGUUGUCGUAUGGAUCCAAUACUUGGUACACGCUUCCUUUGUAUGAAUUGUGAUGAGAGUCGAGAAGUGGAUCUUUGUGAAGACUGUAUGAUCGAGGGAAAAUUUGAGAAUGAGUAUCAUAAAAAAUCACAUCGGUUUUCAGCAAUUGUUAACCCCACAUCGCAACGGGUUAAUAAUCCUGAACAAGCAGACGAAUAUAGUUAUUUAGACACUACGCCUGGGAUCAGCGUUUAA